Molecule: messenger RNA, 2413 nt
Organism: Seminavis robusta
Lineage: Eukaryota; Bacillariophyta; Bacillariophyceae; Naviculales; Naviculaceae
Source: the annotation of a GenBank genome assembly
CCGAAACGAAACCAUGCCUGGUCCAAGGGCUCGUCGUAACGGAGGUAUGGAUUCAAUUCUUUCUUAUUGUUACUAGUAUUUCAAAACUAAAAAGGCUUGACGCAUCAAGAUGGCAAGCUUGAAGAACGACGACAAUGACAAGGAAGUCUCUCUGAAGGAGAUGCUUGCAAGCUUUUUGACAGACGAAGCUCUGAAUGAUGUGUCGUUGAAGGGGAGUGACGGAGAGGUAGUGUCCGCCAACCGUUUCAUCCUGUCUGCAAGAAGCCCUGUUUUCAGGGGCAUGUUUCUUGGCAAGUUUCGGGAAGCUUCCUCUCCUGUUGUACAGUUGGAUUUCCAAGGAAACAUCUUAAUGGCAGUGGUUGAGUACAUCCUGACAGAUGCCGCAAAGAUGGUGAACUGCAAAAAGCGCAAGAGCACAGACAGCCCAGUCGCCGAUUCCCAACAAAUUCAAGCGCUCGCAUCAUUGGCCGAGGCAGCUGUUUAUUUCCAUCUUCCAGGUCUACGAAAGUCAGUCCUUGCAAAGUUUGAAGAGAUUUGGGAUGCGGACCCUUGCUCAUCGUUUGCCAUCUUCCAGGCAUUUAAGGUGGCUUUCCCGUCCAUGUCUCCAAUGCUGGCUGAGAAAGCCAUGUCGUAUGUUCGCACUACUCCCUUCAAAUCAAUAAGAGCUGAGCAUGUUGAUUGCUUGAGUUCUGAUGUCCUUGAAGAGAUUCUCAAAGAUAAGAAAAUGGAAACGACAGAAUACCAGCUCUUUCAAAUCAUAGUCCUAUGGAGGAAAGGAGAUGAUAAGCGUCUCAUGGCUGCAAAGGACCUUACGAAGCACAUCUCUUUCAAAAAGAUUGAACCGGAACUCUUGUCGACAACAAUUACUGCAUCUGGUCUAGUCAAGAUAAGGCAAUUGUGUCAAGCAUUCAAGCAUCAAGCAUUGCAGUUGAAAAAGGCGUCAUCAUCUCCGACUUCAUUUUCUACUGUCCGCUACAAUCCUUGGACUACACUCUUUCCUGCCUUUGGUGUAAACCCUACUGAAAUCAAGGUAGUAGGAGCUGGUUCGGAGGUGGUCAAUGGCAUCUACAAGAAAUCUGGUAGUCACUGGCUUAUUCACACCAAACAUAGGACACAGGAGUUUCGGCUGCAUCGAGGUCAUCUUUGUGACCAUGAUCGCUUCAGGAUCACUGCAGCAACUGGUCUUGUUGGAUCCCGCAAAUCCUUCUACACGGUCAGAAGUCAAGGGAACACAGACAUACCACCUUCGAAAGGCUGGGAGAGUAUUGAAUCUGGUACUGACCCACCACCAAAGUUGUACUACAAAUUUUGAGAAACAAGACGGUUUGCAUCCAUCUUACCGGUAUUGUAUUCGCGUUGGUAUCUUUCAGCACCCUGUGGAUCCCGAUGUGGAGCUACAAAGCCCACAGAGCUUCAAAUGUAACAAUGGAAUCGAUUUGCUUGUCCGGUCAAUCUUAUCUGAAACUCUUGCCAAUGGGUGAAAUCCAGACCCUAAAUAGAAAGCUAAUAGUACUAGUACCGGUACAGUAGGGCAUUCCUUACAAUGUGGUUCUUCGUCGCACUCAGUGAGCCUCAGUCGGUGAGCAGGCUAUUACCUGCCAAGGCAUCGCAGGAGGGCCUACUGAAAGCUCAUCAGAUGUGGCAAUAUGGCCAGCGGUCAACGACAUCUUUCCCUUCAUGGGCAUGGGACAUUUUUCAUUUGUUUCAACGUCUACAAACAGAUGAAAGCUAUGUAUGAAGCUUAUUACUCUGCUGUGAUGAAUGCUCCUACUCUAUCACGCUUUUAAUAAGAAUAACCCAUUUAGUUGAUGUUUACUUACUUGUCGUCUGUACAUGUACAUGUCGCCAACACCUUUUCUGUCAUGUCCUCUCUAACUACAGGAGUUUGCUUGUCUCUGCUUCCUCAUCUUCCUCGUCCUUGCUUCCACCCGAUUCAUCCGACUGACCCUCCUCCAAGGGGCCAAUCUCAUCGUCGUCCUCCACCAUAGCACAGCUCGUGUCUGGCACUUCGUUUUGCACAAUGGCCAAUUGGAUACUCUCUUGCUCUGCGGCCUCUCGCGUUUGCAUGGGUUGAUUGGUAUCACCGCCAACAAUGUAACCCAUUUCCGUGUACUCGUCAAAUGUCUUGCCCAUGUAGGUUGCGUUCCAAAUCAAAAAGGUCGCUACUGCCAUUCCCACCAAACUACCAUUCGCCACAAGGUUUUUGGCCGAGUCGGAAAACGCGUUCGUCACAACACUUCCCAGGGCCUUGGAACCACGCGCGCCAAAGAUAUCGAUCCAACUCUUGGCCUUGUACCGGACGGCCGAACUGGUGGGUUGAUAGAGCAUCUCUUUGGUGGGGUUGUUGAGGGCAUAGGAACUUGCCUUGAGCAUCAUCAUGGCGCCAAAGACAACAUACAAAGUUGGGUGCAAU